Pisolithus orientalis is the source of this 261-nucleotide messenger RNA. RefSeq lists its product as uncharacterized. The record is from RefSeq and is a predicted model, not a curated record. Bases 1 to 261 code for a protein of 86 amino acids. NCBI's taxonomy places the organism in Eukaryota, Fungi, Basidiomycota, Agaricomycetes, Boletales, Pisolithaceae. The transcript has 2 exons.
AUGAAGGACUAUUUGUGGCGGCAGCGCACCAAACUGGAGGCUACCCUUGCGUUCUCGAUGAUGGAGCCCUGGGAGAAGUUACUUUGCAUGAUUAUAUUCACGUUCUUUACGCUGUUGCUGAUAUCUGGACUAUACCAGUAUCUUCCGGAACACGUCUUCAUUAUGCAGAAGCGGGCGUCCUACUACCUAUGGGGUCAAGACGGAGACGAACGGUUGCUGAGGCAGUGGGCUGAUCCGCCGUCGCCCUUGAAGGAGCUAUAA